AUGCUGAAAACUGUUGUGCUCUUGGCCCUGUCACUCAAGCACCUUACAGUGUGCACGUGUCCUACCAAACCCCACACUCCGCUUCUGCACGGUAAUCGUACGAGCGUUAGCGUUAUCACUAGCUGGCCGAAUGAUCCAUAUAAUGACAGUUGCAGCCUUUUAUAA
Molecule: messenger RNA, 165 nt
Organism: Pyricularia pennisetigena
Lineage: Eukaryota; Fungi; Ascomycota; Sordariomycetes; Magnaporthales; Pyriculariaceae
Exons: 2
Coding region: 1-165 (54 amino acids)
Source: RefSeq, a predicted model, not a curated record